Molecule: messenger RNA, 3247 nt
Organism: Sphaeramia orbicularis (orbiculate cardinalfish)
Lineage: Eukaryota; Metazoa; Chordata; Actinopteri; Kurtiformes; Apogonidae
Gene: cd83
Product: CD83 molecule
Exons: 5
Coding region: 122-796 (224 amino acids)
Source: RefSeq, a predicted model, not a curated record
CUUGUGUGAGUAACCGACCAACACCACGGGGAAUUUCUGUUUGCACAAGGACUAUAUAAGGUGCAGACGCUCGUUUCAUUUCUCUGUGUUAAGUGAGGCUGUGCUGUUGCUCGUCAUCAUUAUGAAGACUGUUGUACUUCUAAACAGAUCUCCUCUACUACUGACACUAUGUGUGUAUCUGUGUCAGGUAACAGCUGUCACUGAGGACAUGCUGGAGGUGAAGUCUGUGUCCGGGUCUGACCUGGUCUUAACCUGCACUGCCACGGAGAAACCUGGUGUUCCUUACAUGGCGGUGCGGUGGUAUAAGGUUUCACAGCCACCGGCGCCUCGUUUACGCGGGCUGUUGACCAAGGACCUCCCAGACGGCUCCACGCAAUGGUACCUCGGCGUAGGCCAGGAAGUGGAGCUGUUACAGGACUCUCUCAACGUCCUACUGCGUAAUGUGUCAUGUGAAGACAAAGGCGUCUACAUGUGUCACCUAGCCGCACCUGUGGGAGAACAGAACCGAGAGGGACUGGUCCUCCUCACCCUGACAGACUGUCAGGAAGCAGAAACCCUAAUAAGUGACAGUUAUAUGGUGGUUUUGGCUGCAGCAGUGCUGAUAACAGCGUUGAUAAUAUUUCUCAUAAGCUAUAAAUGUUUAAACAAUAUCAUCAGGGACAGAAGCAAGACAUCAAAAAAAGAAAUUUUACUGGAUAAACCGCUUAAACCGCUCCAAAAAAAGGACUUGAUGCUAAUCUACACUUUGGGUCCAAAAAUGUCGAAAACACCGACGAUGAAGCACAUAUGUGUUUAAAGACAAAACCUAUGGUGGAAGAACAUUCAGGGUAAAGGACUCAGACAGUAAUCUAGAGGAGAAUGAACCAUACGUGUUGAUGGAAUACAAAAUGAACACCAAAGAAGAAGAAAAAGUUCAAACAAGCAGGAAACGCACCGAGAUACAGUCUGUAGUUGAAAGGACACGAGAGGAAACGGCUGCAUCACAUGUGUUGGGCGGGAAGACGUCGAAGGAGUCCUGAAGCAUGAAGCAUCACUAGGCACCAUCUUCACAUGAUCAUACUGGAGUGAAUAGAGUUCAACCAGUCCUCUGCCAAAAACUGUCACUGAAACUGUUCAAGCCACGGUGAGGGGGGGGGACUAUUAACUGUCUAAAACUGUUACCAACAGCAAUUAAUCUGCUCAAAAAAGAAUAAGAAAAUCCAUCAUUACUUAAAAUAAAACACAGCGAGGUCAUAGAAAGGCAGAGAAACAUACUAAUCCAGAGAAAAAAGGACAAAUAUAUGCAAGUCUGUGUGGACAGCAUAUGUAUUUGUCUCAACAAGACAAUUGGCAUCUUCAGAGAAACAGCCUGAGUUUGGUUUAGAAAAUCAUUGUAAUAACAUGAAUAACUUUUUGCAUGCUGGACACUCAUUUAACAGCAUAAACCACAUAUAUAAUAUCACAACCUGUGAGUAAAACAGCAUCUUCAGUCUGAAUGUAAAGUAGACUCUGUUAUACAGGCCUAUAAAUCAAUCACUCAAAUUUUAUUUAUGUAUCGUGACAUCAUAACAAAAGUUAUGACACUUUACAUUUAGAGCUGGUCUAAAUAUGACUCUUAGGAGAGAUUAGGGGAGGAGGGAGAAGGGGGGAAAUGGAGGAGAUAAUCAACAGUAAGCAACAUAAUUAUUUAUUAUUUAUAUUAUUGCAAUAUUAUUUGAAAUACUCUCAUCAUCUGAAGAACAGAACAGAGUUCUGUACAUCAUGAUAGAUGACUUUACAUCCCAUGGUGAUAAAGAGUAUGUAAGGAUUAUUUUAGUCAAGCAUUAAUGGAAUAUUCACUAAAUGUUGGCAAAACAAAGGAGAGUUAAACUUCCAUCUGGGACUGAAAACACAGAGUUUCUUUCAUGUCAGCGUUAACAAACCCAGAGGUUACUCUAAACCUUAUUUCUAGAACAUCAGCAGCUUUGUUCAUGUCAACAUGUAUCAAAGCUGAAGGUCAACAUUUUUGGUGAGAAUUUAGAUAGAAAACCUACAUCUGGUUACACUGCACUGCACUGAAGUUCAAGAAUUAACUUUUUUUUUUUUCCAAAAAGAAAACCAACAUUUUUCAUUUGAAAAGUAAUCUCAUUUUAAGAAAAUGGCUAUGAGUUUGUCUUAAUAAGAUGUUGCAUCAAAUACGAGGCUAAAUGUAACCAGUAACAAUGGUUUACAUAAUUUAUUGAUAGACUAAUCAAUUAAUUUUAAAUCAAAUGAGAACUGAUUUAUUAAUUUAAAUUCUAAGAGAAAAACUCUUUAAACUGUCUGAGUGCAGUUUCUUAAAUGUGAAUAAUUUCCAUAUGGUUCUCUAUAAAAGCAAGAAAAUCCACUAAAACUAUCUUUUUUUUUUCUUGGUUUCUUGCUUAAGCUGCAGCGUUGAAUGUAAUGAUUAAAGUUGUUGAAGCUGGAAUUGAGAAAAUCUUCCUGUCAUUGGAGAAGACUGUGUAAGUCUUUAAGUUAAUGCACAGGAAAGCAGAAGCUGACCCACCACUAUAUUAGCGUGGAGCUACAGUGGUGGGACAAAGGUUUUUGCAAUCACACACAUACAGUCAAAUACAGUUAAUAAUGUUAAUAGAAUAGUUAUUAUGUCAGUGUAUAAAGAAGUACCUCUGCCCUCUAGACCAGAUGGAGGCAGUGGUAAACCAGAAACAUCUGUGUUGUUUGAGAUAAAUCUCCUCUUUUUCAAUGGAGUCUGGUGGUUUUAUGAGUGAGUGUAGCAGAGAAAGUCACCUACAUAUAAUCCAUACUUACAGUAGUGGAAAAAAGUUUUUGGACACCACAUCACAUGCAUUUGUGAUAUAUUGCAUAAGUUAUUGAACUGCUCCCUUUCUGCACAUGUUCUAUUCCACAGAGGUUCUAUUCCAUAUUCCAAACUGGAUGUUUCUGCAAGAUAAUGAAACACAUCCAAGAAUUUUGUGUUGUUUUUUCUUUCAACAACAACAACAACAAAAAUUGCAUUCAUUUGUGUGUCUGUUGCAACCACACCUUUAGAAACAUUAAAAAAAAAAAAACCUCCACAAAUAUUUCAUGAUAAUAUUUGAGAUAAUGUAAAAUUUUAAGGGUGUCUGAAAACUUUUCCCCACAACUAUAUAUCUGGUUUGUGGAUGUGUUUCAAUGUGUUUGUUGAUUAUGGUUUUACACUUGAUGCUUGUAUGAGUUUGUUUUUUACUGUUUAAAUGCUUUCAAGGACUAAAAGUGAAAUAAAUGUUUAAUGAAAUAAUGUUUAUCAUGA